This is a messenger RNA of Musca vetustissima, 1767 nucleotides long. RefSeq names its product glutathione S-transferase C-terminal domain-containing protein homolog. Bases 1 to 1767 code for a protein of 588 amino acids. NCBI's taxonomy places the organism in Eukaryota, Metazoa, Arthropoda, Insecta, Diptera, Muscidae. The record is from RefSeq and is a predicted model, not a curated record. The transcript has 2 exons.
AUGGAUCACCUGUACAUCGAAAUUCACGCGGAAGAAGGAAGUAUCUUCACCAGCAUAAAGUCCUAUGUGGCUCUUUAUGUGUACUUGUACUUGGAGCAACCUCAGAAUAUAAAGCUGCAUUUUGUGCUAACCACAGCACAGGCCAGCAAUGGAAAAAUACCCCUGAACAGAGAUUACCUUAAGCUGAGUUUAAAUGAUGAACGGAUUAUUCACAAGGAUACUGCCGUGGAGGAGCCUCUGUGGGAUUUGCAUUUGCCAAUUUACAACAAAGACAAUGAUACCUAUAUUGCGGGAAUGUGCGCUGUGUGUCGCGAGAUAGUCCUAAAAUAUGGCACCGAAGCGAGUCGCAAGUUAUUGGGUUUCAAAGAAAGUUGUCUGCUGGCAACGACGGAAGCCUCCAUAUGGACCCGCUUCUGUGAGGUGAAUAUAGUAGCUGGACUAUCCGAUGUCCUAAAGUCGAUUGAAGGCAAAUGCUGCCUUACUGAGUUGCCUGUUGAGUGUGUUCGAUUUGAGAAUCACAUGGGCGAACCUGUGCGCAUGCAUAAUAUUUAUAAGCUGGCACGUGAAAAGGCCAAUGUCGAAUCGAAGAAGAAAGUGACAAUAGAAUGUACCACACCCAAGGAUCAAUUGUCGAUUGAGCAUACAUUUGUUGAAGGUGUGCAGUUUACGAUUGGCGAUUUAAUACUUUAUCCAUGUGUACGUCUUCUCUUUAUUGGAUGUGGGCUAUCAUUGCUUGAUAGUUUCCCAUUGACAAAGAAUUGGUUUGCUAAUGUAGACAAUUAUGAUUCCAAAUGUCUGCAGAUCCUUAAUGACACUUGUAUGCUAUCUUCAUUGGACGGGCUCCGCAAAGUUGACAACGAGCUGAAAAUACCACAAUGCCCAGCCGCAAGUUUUUACAAAAGUGACCCCAAAAGAUAUAAACCACGAAAUCGCAUUUAUACUGAACAAAAAGAGGUCGAUGCCGCCCUCGACAAACUCCAAAAUUUGGACAUUCAUUUUAGUAGUACAUCGACAUGUACAUAUGACAAAUUCACCAUUGACUGGCAAUGCAUUGAGCCUUCACACGCCAAAAGUUCAGCAUUGCCUGAAAAAAGACUGGCUAGGAAACGACAACAAUUGGAAAAUUUGGCAAAUGCUGUUGUGUCGCUUGCCAACCCAGGUGAUCGUAUUGUUGACUUUUGUAGCGGGACCGGCCAUUUAGGCAUUCUGUUGGCCUUGCAACUUCCCCUAUGUACCGUGAUUCUGUUGGAAAAUAAGUCAAUAUCAUUGCAAAGGGCCAAGUGCCGAGUUCUUGAGCUGCAACUGAAGAACGUUAUAUUCUACCAAUCGAAUAUAGAUUAUUUCGAGGGUAAAUUCGAUAUUGGCUGUUCACUGCAUGCUUGUGGAACAGGAACGGACAUUGUAUUGGCACAAUGUCGUCGAGCAAAUGCCAAUUUUGUGUGCUGUCCUUGUUGCUAUGGGUCUCUGCAACCGAUGCCCCACAUCAAAUAUCCCCUGAGUAAGGAAUUUCGAUCAGCCUUAUCGGAGAAUGAGUACAUGUAUAUUGCCCAUACUGCUGAUCAGGCACAUGCAUUGGGAACAUUAAAUUGCUCCGAAGAGACCACGAGGCAGGGUCAGCUAUGCAUGGACAUAGUGGAUACGGAUAGAAAAUUACAAGCAGAGAACGCUGGCUAUAAUGUGAUAUUAACACGCCUUAAACCCGAAAAUUGCACGCCAAAGAAUAGAUUGCUGGUGGGUAGAAAAAGAACGCACGAGGAGUCGAUGUGA